This is a messenger RNA of Colletotrichum destructivum, 3749 nucleotides long. RefSeq lists its product as uncharacterized. The record is from RefSeq and is a predicted model, not a curated record. The transcript has 2 exons. The coding region runs from base 1051 to 3288 and encodes 745 amino acids. Lineage: Eukaryota; Fungi; Ascomycota; Sordariomycetes; Glomerellales; Glomerellaceae.
CCCCCGGCAUUGGGGCCAUUCUUUUCUUUCAUUCAGUUCGGUGGAGGUUACCUACCGCCUGCCUUUCUGUCCAGGGCAUCCAUCCAUCCCAUUCUCCUCCCCCGGACAGAACAGGACAGGAAAGCUUUCUCUGCCCUUUUCUUUCCUUUCGCCUUGUGUCAUUUUUUUAUUAUUUUUUAUUUUGGCUCUGAGGGUUUUUGUUUUUACGUUUCCCCUUCAAUCUCCCCAUCAACACCAGAGAUUCACUUUACACUUCGCUCGCUCGCUCGCCUCGACCUACUCUUCUCCAAUCCCUCCUCCAUCGUGGUCGUCGCCCUUCUUGUUGCCUCCUCACCACCAUUGUUGGGACCGGUUCUGUCUGGAAUGCUCUUUUCUGCCCUCCCCGCCAUACCUGUCCGAGACUGAGACGUCUCCGUCCGCCUCCCCGUCGUUCAUCGCUUGGCCCUUCCAACUCUUCUUCUCUUCGCUUCCUAAUCCCAACCUUGACCCUUUUAUUCGUAAUACUAAUAUUAUCCCAACUCGCACUAUAAUCUAUACCUUGCCCUGCCUCGCCCCCUCCUUCUCCCUCACACGCCCACCCGCCCUCUUUUACCACUACGACGACCCGACCCCGGAUCCAUUCUUACUCGCUCCUCUCCUUCCCUCAAAGCCCCUCCUCACCAACCAGGGGCUAUCCUGCCUGCCAUGUCUAUGUGCGACUACUGAACGCGGCCCUUUUUCUUUCUCCAGCGCGACCUUCUCUCGCUCGUUCUCUCUCCCUCGUUGCCAAUUGUUGCCCUCUGUUCCUCUCGUCCCACCAACAACCGCAACAAACAACGACGACCAUAAAUAUCUGUGAGACGGGCAGUGACAGUAGUGGUUCUCUGUAAGCGCCCGCGUCGCACAGCGUCGUCUUUGCGCCUACUUGGCUCAUCGGCCUGCCGUAUCGCAUCCCACGGUCUUGGUCCCGAUUACCACCCAAUCCGCCCUGUCGAGCGGUUGUGACAGUCGUCGCAUACCAAUGGUCUCUGCUGCUCGUCUAUAGCGCCCGAGACACAGCAUUUGUACGCCAUGGCUGCCUCGACCGGCUUCCCACGCAUGUCCUUCGGUGCUGGCAAUAACCUCGACUUGAGUCUGGAUCUUCCCAUCGUUCUCUUGCCUCCGCCUGAUGGCCAUCCCUCCCCCAUAUUUGAGAGCGACGAUGAGGAUGCUCAACGGACACCCACCUCGGCAACCGUGCCCCAAAUCCCACUGCGCAACACACGCCGCUUCAACAACGAGUCCCCGACACUGGCCAGCUCCAAGGUUCCCUGCCAUCCCAUUCCCUCGAUGCAAGCCGCCUUUGCCGAGUCAUUUCUCGAAGUUGCCGACGGCAACCCCGCCGACAAGCCGAAACUCAAAACCGCCGACGCGAAGGUCCGUCGAGAGGAUCUUAUUAGCCAAGAGCGCGAAGAUGACCUGCCCGAUAUGCUCUGGCGCUAUCGGCCCGGCCAGCAGCAGCAUGAGCUCCAGAAGCUAAUGGCUCAGAUAUCUUUUGGCGUCUAUCUGCUGCUGCACGGCAUGGCCAAUAGCGCGGCUCAAGUUGUCAGCAUUCUGCAGGGCCAUAUCGACGAGGUGGAUGAGUUUCUGGAAGUCAUCAUGGAGGAUUUUGACCAGGCAACCAAGGACCUGAAGGAGAGAAUUGACUACCUUCGUCUGCCCAUGGAGAACCUCGAGGCCUUUGAGAAGAUGUUGGAGGAUCGCCACUUUCGACUUGAGAUCGUUCAGGGGAACGAGAAGAUUGAACACAUUGUGGCCCGCACCAACGUCCAACUUGAACAGUACGACAAGGAUGUGCAGCAGGGCUUGGCCGCAACCAAAGAAUUUGCCAUUUAUCUAGCUCAACAAAAUGCGGGCACUUGGCGUCAAGAUCGUCCAGACGUUGUGGACAUUUACGUUGCCAUGAAAGGCAAUACAGAGGGCUGGUACAAUGCCUUUGUCGAGUUGCAGACUCAGGGCAAGGAGCUGAACUCUCUGGUCAUCAAGCUCGCAAAAAUGGUGGCAGAAAUGAGUAAGAAGGCCGGUGAAGUAAGUCGGAGAACCUGGGCCAGCAUCCCACCUUUCUCCUUGCCUCUGCACGGGGCUCGAACCGACGAUGCCUCACUUAGCUCGCCACCUUCUUCACCCCCAUCCUCGAGGGCUGCGAGGCGCUCAACUCUACGCGCGAACAGCGUGAGUGGCUCCUUUUCAACUGGGGCAAGGUCAAGCUCAAACACCGCCUACUUCGACAUGCCCCUACAGAGACCAUCACCGGCCGCUUCCCCAGAUCAACAGUCCGUCAAGACACACAAGACGUCGCACUCAAACAUUACAACGCAUUCAUACCACACCACACACUCACACAACACUUCCAAUUCUCAACAGACGUCUCACUCGCACGGAACAACGCGUUCACACGAUACCGGGCGCACGGGCAACACCGCGCACACUACCAGAAGCACCCAGUCAAACACACCUAGGCUGACUUUGGAAGCGCCCGACGGGCCUGUGUCGGAGCCCAUUGGUGAUGAGGAAGUUGAGGUCGCACUGGACGACGCACCUCUCUAUAUUCUCCAGCCGCGGACAUAUACGCCGCAGCCACAGGAGGCCUUCCCACCUUCCGCGACAACAGAACCAAGCAAGUUUCAAACCCAGCGGGAGGCGCCCACGCCCACAAAGCAGACCUCGCUACGUCAACGUGUCUCGUUGAAGACAACCCCUCCAGAGUCGAUCUUGAUUCCGCCACCAGCGACAGACCUUCCUCACACUGGGCAAGAAUCGCCCCGAGAGUAUCACGCCCCGGAUUCGGCGUAUGGGUCAGACAUCGAGCAGCGGCCGCGUUAUCACACAUCUAACGAGCUUUCUCCGCCGGUGCAGCCACCUGUGCUACCUUCUCCGCGAUCCGAGCAUCAAUACUACCGCCCUGUGCAAGCGAGCCCCCAUUCUCCGCUCCAGCAGAGGCCCCUCACCGCAGGUGCACAACCAAGGUCACCUUACGAGCAUCAGUCCGGGUACUAUCCAACACACCAGAGGAACGCGCCGUCUCGACUGGGUGGUGCAAGCAUGCUGAGCACAGUUACCACCAUGACAUACGACUCGCAGAUGACGGCCAGCGGAGAGAAGCGACUCAAGAAGAAACGCAGUGCCUUUGGCUGGCUGAAGAAAGCCUUCUCUCUCGAUGAGGAAGAGCGCCAGGCAUACGAGGCGCGACGACAACAGCAAACACCCAAUAUGUACUAUGACAACAAAAGUCCCAAAUUCCUGGAUGGUAAGAGGGUGACGCCCCGCUGAGACGACCGCGUGUGUAGUUUGCGGUACGCCGACCCUCGAACUACUCGCAGAAUUCGCCAUGCUGCGGUCUUCACUCACCCUGGUCUUCGGCAUACGCCCGCGAUAUUGAUACCCCGGACUACUUUUAAACAUUUAUCACUGCAUUUAGGCGCAUCUAUUACCACCACUAUGAGCUGACGAGGUGUCGUGUCCAUAUCUCGUCUAGACUUCGUUCGCAUUUGGUGUACUUUUCAAUCUCUCUGUUCACACAUCAUUGGGAUAAGGGCUUUCGACUGGGCAAAGGACGGGCUGAACAACACCAGCAUCCUGCGAGGUGUCGGGGCGUUUUCCAUGUAGCGAUUUGUCAUUUUGCUUGAUGCAUUUAUAAAGCCAAAACUACUCUGCGCGCCCUUGCAUAGGCAGUAAUGUAUGCUUCGAUGAGAAUCAGAAGGCAACGACGAAUAACGUCCGACACAAUCUUC